AUGGAAAAACAGCUCCAGGACACUCUCAAUGAGUAUCUCGUGACAGAAUCGACGCUGGAGGACAUAGUGUCACUUGAAACUGCGCGCAAAGAGUCCGGACUUCGACACAGAAACAACACAAAUGCACCCAAUAUUCCGGCCACUGUCUAUGCUGCUUUGCGAAUCCAGAAACACAGACAACUGGACCAGGUAGCCGCUAACAUUGAAGAUUUCAUAGAGAGUCUUGAAUUGAACAAAGACACAUCAAGCUCUUCGCCUGACGCCGUGUUUGAGCGACUCAUUAGCCUUAUGGAGGCUCUGGAGGAGAGCGUCAAUCAUAGAACAGAUGGGCUGCUCUGGGACGCCAAUGACGUCGCACAGACACUAGGCAACCAGGUGGGAUCUCUGAAGGAUUUUCAAGUGGGCGAAUCGGAAGUGGACAAGCAGGCCGUGGAGGGUGUGUUAGAGAGUUUGGGGGAGCUGAAGGAUACGCUGAGUAAGACAUGA
This is a messenger RNA of Yarrowia lipolytica CLIB122, 486 nucleotides long. RefSeq lists its product as uncharacterized. The record is from RefSeq and is a predicted model, not a curated record. Lineage: Eukaryota; Fungi; Ascomycota; Dipodascomycetes; Dipodascales. Gene Ontology annotation, cellular component: kinetochore.